This is a messenger RNA of Fusarium graminearum PH-1, 2338 nucleotides long. RefSeq lists its product as uncharacterized. The record is from RefSeq and is a predicted model, not a curated record. The transcript has a single exon. Lineage: Eukaryota; Fungi; Ascomycota; Sordariomycetes; Hypocreales; Nectriaceae. The coding region runs from base 336 to 2087 and encodes 583 amino acids.
CUUUUCUCUUCCUUCUUUUCUUCUUCAUCUCGUCGUUGUCUUAUCUCUUUUUAGUUGAGAUCCUCGUCGAUUUGAGUCAUGUCCUGAUGCGUUCUGUUGAAUCGCCUCUUCCAUCUUGACUGACAAACACCACCGAUUCCAAGGGUGUUCUCCCAGACGCGAUUCCAUUGCGACACCUACACGAUACGGCAUAAACUGAAGAUCCUGCCGAGUCUUCCGCUUGUAGUGUUUACCCCCCAACCAUCCGAUUCGACCGGGAUCAUAGUUGGCGCGAAUAUAAACAACAACAACAACCCAUUUGCAUUCGCCUCGCUCAAACCCACCACCCACCCACCAUGGAAGGCCUCCGUGACGCCUUUGCCCAUAUCUCGGCUCGCGCCGUGAAGGACUGGCCAGCAGGAUCGAAAGGCAACACCAGCGAAACUAUCAUCUCCAACGUCCCCUUCAAUCUCACCACCCUCAAGUACUUCAACUACACAUACUACAGCAACGAGACCGUCUCCAAUGGCUCAAAAUGUUACCUGACAUUCGAUCCCUACACUCCGGCCUAUGUCUUCCCGAACGGCUCAUGGACCAACGCUACCAAGUGUUAUACCGCAAUCGAACAUAUCAAGACCCGAGGCUUUGUUGGCAUUGGCUUUGCCGUUGCUUUUGGAAUCGCUCUUGUCCUUAAUCUGACUGUCCUGGCCAAGCAUGGAAAAAUAUACACUCCUCGCGAUUCCCGCUUUUACCCUGUCGGUCGUCGGUGGCAAUGGUACUGGGCACUGUUCACUUCUGCUGCUGCUCUCAUCAGUCUCUUUGUUGGUGUCGACAUAGAUCGUUACUACCUCCAGGAACUCCCUAUUACCGUCAAUGUCUUCUUCUGGUAUCUUUUGUGUACAGGUACUGUCGCCCUGACAUGGGAGGCCGUUCGCCAUUGGGGUUCCUGGCAAGAAAGGAAAUUCGUCGAUCCCGAUCCAUUCAUUGUGAAAGAUAAUGAUCGCCGUGCCAAGGUCGAGUUUUGGUUACCCCUAUGGUUCUAUCUGUGGCUUUGGCUGAACUUCUUCAUGGUUGUUCCUCGCAGUUGGAAGUUCACUCAGCUUCAGCACUCAGAGGAGCAGACAUUGGCAAAAGCAGUCCCAGGAGCAACAAAUACUAGGUUCAAGGCCGGUGCUCUCUGCCUUGUUGUCGCAUGGCUCACCAUCGUCUUCUCCCUUUAUCACUCGAUUAAGCACUACAAGCCUCGUCACCGCGGUGUCUUCAACCGCGCUGUCGGCUUCAUCCGAUACGUGCCUUUCCGUUUCUGGCUCAUCCUGCCCUUGUCAGCAGCAACCAUCGCAUAUCAGGGCUUUAUUUCAUGGGAGUUCAAGUAUUCCAUCGUCAAGUACAAUGGAAACAUUCCUGUGAUCUAUUGUUGGGGCUUCCUACCAUCCCUUCUGAUCCUCUUUACCCAGUACUUCUAUGGCUUUUUUACCCCCAACGAAGACAAGGAGCUCGUCCGACUAAGACGUGAGCGCGGCGAGAUGCUCGACCGUGAGCUCGGACUUGUCAACAAGCCUGCCUGGUGGAAACGUGUCAGGGGCGACCAUCUGCUCACCUUCAAGGACAAGCUCACCCGUAACGUCCACGAGAUUGGGGGUGGUCACGCCACCGGCCGACGUAUCGAGGGUGAUGCAGAGCGAGACCUGCGUGAAGAAGCCUUGGCUGCUGCCAGGAAUGAUGAAGGCUUUGAGAUGAGCCACAUGCACCGCCCUCUUGACGCUGCCAACAAUCCACGAGUGGGUCGUGCUGGUGCUGCUUCUAUCUCCUCCAACGCAUCACGGUUGUCAUAUGUCCAACCCUACACCGGUAAGAACGAUCGUCGUCGACAUGAGCGUAACAUGCAAGCCGCCGCCGGUAUCCUCUUCCCUAAUAACCUCGCUGAGGAGCGUGCCCGUCGUGAAGCUCAACUCGGCCUUGAUGGCCCCGCGCCCCCUCCGUACACAGAUGGCCAGGGUCGAGGUCGAGCUCCUGGGCGACCCGGAUCUACCGGCCGCAGCAACAGUACUGAGACUACCAACUCUAUCACAGCUCCUCCACAGCAAAUUAAAAGUAUGCUGGACGUCUAAGGGGCAAUGUUUCAAAUAUCUACCAGCACCGGUCUCCAUUUAUGAUAAAGUUUAGAAUCACAACUAGUUCUGUAUACUUAGGUUGGCUAUCACGCAACGGGCUUCUACAUUGUUUGCACAAAUAGGCUGUUGGUCUUACCAUUUGUUGUUGAUGGGUUGUUGCCAUAGUCGGUCACUUUGACUUCAUUGGUACCUACCCAGUAGCUAUGAACUUGUACGAAAAUUAAUACGCUGUCAAUGAUAUAUACUUA